ACAUACGCUUCUCUCCUCCCACUCCACCACCACCACCACCACCACCACCACCACCACCACCACCAUGGCCUCCACCACUACCACCACAAUUGCACUCGUACUAGCCACAUUGCUCGCCUUCACCACCUCCGGCGCCCGAGCCCAGCCGCUGGCCCCCGCCCCGACCCCGGCCCCCCUCAACCUCACCGCCGUCCUGGAGAAGGGCGGCCAGUACAACACCCUCAUCCGCCUCCUCCGGGCAACCCAGGUGGAGCAGCAGAUCAACAGCCAGCUCAACAACUCCUUCAAUGGCCUCACCGUCUUCGCCCCCACCGACAACGCCUUCAACACCCUCAAAGCCGGAACCCUCAACAGCCUCAGCCAACAACAACAAGUUGCACUCGUCCUCUACCACGUCCUCCCUCGCUAUUAUAGCUUGUCCACGUUUCAGACCACCAGCAACCCGGUUCGCACCCAGGCGUCGGGCAGUAACGGUGGCGUCUACACCAUCAACGUGACGAGCACGCCGAGCCAAGCGAACGUCUCCACCGGCGUCGUCGACACGCCCAUCAGCAACACGCUUAAAUCCGACUUCCCGCUCGCGGUUUACUCCGUCGAUAGAGUCCUGCUGCCUUAUGAGCUCUUUGGGGCCAAGCCACCGGCGCCGGCCCCGGCGCCGGAAAAGGAGAAGCCUGGGAAGAGUGACAGGAGCCCCACGGCAGAUGGGCCGUCGGCGGCAGUCGGUUUGAAAGGGAGGGGAGCAGGGUGGAGUUUUGUGGUUGGGGUAGUGUGGGUGAUGGGCAUCAUUGGAAGUCUUUUGUAAAGAGUGAAUGAGUUCUGCUUCAUUGGACUGCAUUGCGUUGUGUCGCAUUGUUGGUUGGUUGCAUGCAAUUGUGCCAGUUUGCGUUUUGAUGUUUUUGUUAGUGUGUACCUGU
Elaeis guineensis (African oil palm) is the source of this 914-nucleotide messenger RNA. Its product is annotated as fasciclin-like arabinogalactan protein 6. Gene Ontology annotation, cellular component: plasma membrane. The record is from RefSeq and is a predicted model, not a curated record. Lineage: Eukaryota; Viridiplantae; Streptophyta; Magnoliopsida; Arecales; Arecaceae. Gene Ontology annotation, biological process: plant-type secondary cell wall biogenesis.